Nothoprocta perdicaria is the source of this 934-nucleotide messenger RNA. RefSeq names its product small EDRK-rich factor 1-like. Bases 60 to 248 code for a protein of 62 amino acids. NCBI's taxonomy places the organism in Eukaryota, Metazoa, Chordata, Aves, Tinamiformes, Tinamidae. The record is from RefSeq and is a predicted model, not a curated record. The transcript has 3 exons.
CUGGGAGCCGGAGMGUUCUGUGUGAGGAGCCGCGGCCCGGCCAGGCGCAGUGUCUCGCCAUGACCCGUGGAAAUCAGCGUGAACUUGCCCGCCAAAAGAACCUGAAGAAGACCCAGGAGAUCCACAAAGGGAAAAGGAAAGAGGAUAGCUUGUCUGCCUCUCAGAGGAAACAGAGAGACUCCGAAAUCAUGCAGCAGAAACAAAAAGCAGCUAAUGAAAGGAAGUCUCUGCAGGCAGGAGCAAAAUGAACUGUCCCUCUGGAGGAGACCUAAGGAGAGYGUGUCAAUGAAGCUGAAGGGCCGAGGAGAUCAGACGUUUAUAAAAAUGGCCAGCCAUUAAAUGGUUAAAUGUUUCUCUCAUACUUGCAGACUUGUUCAUUUUGCAUUUCUUUAGAGUAUUUUCAGGUUAGUGUAGGCUUAGUUAUCUGAAGUGUUAUUUCAGAACUGACUGUACUCUUCUGCAUGCAUAUAAGUAAUGGUACCAGGCAAUAGCUUAACUCCAGCUUUUUGUUGCAAUUGUUGGUUUCAUUUAAUGGUCCCAGUAAUAAUGGAUUUCUGAAACUGCAGUUAGACCAGAUUUUUUUUUGAUUUCUUAAAGAAGAAAUUAAUUCAGAAUGGAACAUACUUGUAAAAUGUGGUUAAAUUGAAAAGGUCUGAACUGUAAUUUUCAUCUUAAAUUAUUUUUACAAUAAAAUGUUGCAUGAAAUAUUGUUUAAUUGAAAUGGUUAUGGUUGAUACAUUAUUUCUUUAAGAAGUGAGAACAGUGAAUUAUGGAGAAAUACAACCUGGCAGUAUGAAGUCUGUGCUGUAGAAGAUGCUUAAUGUAGUUACAGUAUUCAUUGGUGUACUUCAGCAGACCAUGAAGCUAUUACUUUACUAAGAGAAGCUACAGGUUUUGAAGUUAAUAAACUGAAGAUGUUAACCGAUUGCAAACC